UCAACGCGGACGGUUUUAUUAUUGUUGAAGGUUGUUUCAUUUCGCUGAUCGUGCCCUGCGUCGAGUGAUCGCGUUAUUUUGUUGUUGUAGGAAACUGCUAAAAAGGAAACAGAUUGUGAGUGUAUGUGCUGUUUCUGGUUGUUUCGGAAGCCGACGGUCUUCAAGCUUGUGGGGAACCAUACGGAUUGGAAAACUGUUGAUGAAAUACGGGGAAAUACUUGUUUGGUGUUGAGAAAAAGUUAAGAUUUAUGAGUGUGAAGCGAAGUAAGAAAAAUUGUGCACCGGAUCAAAGGUAGAAAAAAUAAGACGAAGAAAAUGUUCCAAUAAGAGUGUAUCGGAAGAAAUAAAAAAGUGUUUAAGAUUAAGCUGGAUUAAAGUGCGAUACUUUUAAAAAAAGAAGGCUAUUUAAAAACAAGAAGUACAGGAAUGCAAGUUGAGAGCGACACGAGGAAAAAAGGGUUUCUCGACGGAUUUCAUCAGUGUCUACGGCUGCGUGAGAGGUCACGCCGUGAACGAGAUUGGUGCCGGUUGGAAGUGAGCCGCGCAAGUGCAUCAUAAUCAGUUUCGAGAAAUUGCAACAAAGUGCAUGAUGAAAGACUAAGGCACGGCUCGAAAGAAAUUAAAAGUUGUUUUAGCGACGUGUUGGUAACGCUUUUGGAAAUAAUGACUAGUCUCAGAACCAGCCCAUAGGGUUCCUACUAGCAUCGGUUUUGUACCAGGCGCACAUUACUCGUCACACGGACGUCCAACCGAUUUGAAGACGAUUUUUUUGAAAGGAUUGGCCGUGGCUGAGAUGCGGUCUGGCGGAAAGUUGUUUGUGUUGUGUGUUUUCAAUGAGCCGAGUUCGGAAAUAGGUGCCUAUUAGUGGCUUCGUUUGAAACCGGAAAGUGAAACAGUGAAUUCAAAGUGCGAUUAAACGGAAUUUGAGGAAGACGCAAUAAAUUUUGCAGCUGCUUGAUUUAGCUCUUCGGCAUUAGUGAUACAUUAGUGAAGUGAUAAUUGCAUUCGGAUUGUGUUUGUACUGAAUGUUACUGGACGAAUUGCAGUUUCUUUGGCUCUCUUGAAUAUCGUGAUAGUAUCGUGAGAAAACAUUAAAUUGGCUGUUUUUAAAUGUUAAGGUGACAACACGGUGAUAUCUCCGACACAGCAUCAAAGAAAUGCUGAUGCGCCAAAUAUAAAGGCUAGAUUUACAAUCCAUUAAUAGCAUCAUUAGGCGCGUCGUAAAACGAACCUAACCAACAUUUUGUCACAGCAAAACUGUACAGUCCUACGCACACAUGUUACAUGCAUUAGCAGCAGCCGAGAAAAUCGACUGCAAAAAAUUUGAAUUUUCAACCAUCAAAUAAAAACCGUAAAAUCUCGUGACGCACAACAGCGGAAGACGCAGAGAAGUAGCGAGAAUAAAAACAAAAGUUUGCGAAUACCAAAUGACAUUUCUUUUCGAAAAUUGAAUAAACCGCUUAACCGCGCUCCCGGCCACGAUCGCAGUCCGCAUGAUCCAACCGGGUGAUUGCCCGGAAGAGCAUUCGGCUCCUCAAACCAGUUCCCGGCCGAUGCGAAGCUGACAUGGUGACAUGUUGCUGCCAGACCAAACGUACGAACAGGCCAACAACCAUCAGGACUACUUACGAUCAUAUGAUGAAUUCAACCGAAUCAUCGAUCUGAAAGAAAUCGAUGUCAAGCGGUUGCACCGCAACAUUUUCGACAGCGAUAACGCGGACGAGUUUCUGGUGCUGACGAAUAAUGAGAUGAAAUUUUGUCAGGCCAGUCGAAGUGGUAGCAGCUUGCCCAGUGCGGCCGGAGUCAGUGCCGCAGGGCCAGCAUCGAGCGGUGGCGGAGGAAAAAGCCCUGGGCAGGAGGACACCGACAGUGCUAUUUGGAGCACCAGAGAACAAUUGAAAAGUCGGAAUGACAAUGGAAAAAAUGCAACGAGUGUCUCUGCUCGCGAAGUCCAGGGCCGUCGGAGGGAUAACAGGAGUCCGGAGGGAUUGAAGAGCAGAGCGGAACGACGACAUCAGAGAUCACGUCGAGAGAAUGACAGCAGCUGCAGUAGCCUUACCAGUGACAUCCAAACGGACGUUGGCAGCGAAGAAUAUGAAGACGAAAGACGAAACGGAUCUUCCCCGUUGCGUGAGCGGAGGGUUGCAGACGAGCAGGAAACCGAUUACGACAAGACGUCGGAUUUUUUCAACAACAUUCCCGAGUUUCAAGGUGAAUCGUUGGGUCCCUUCAACCUGAACAACAAAAGUGAUAUGAACAUCAGAACCAACAUCGAUAUCCUGCAUGCUUGCGAGUUGUUUCUGAUGCGCAACCGUAUCCGGCCGGAUUUCUUCUGCAAGUACAAAAAGGUUAUCAAUGCCUCCGUAUCAGCACCUCCCUCAUUUCCACUUUCGCGAACGAGAACUCCCGUUGACAGCACCGGUCGAAAACCGAAAAGUUUGUCUCCACCGAUGCAACGGCCACCGGCAUCACGAGGGAAUCUUGGAACCCCGCCCAAACCCAUCGCCACUGUCGCUGCCGUGAAUGCGAUCUAUAGUGUCCCAAACCGUGCCGCCAAACGGAGACGAUUUAUCGUCAACUCGAAUGCUGGUAAGUAG
Messenger RNA from Malaya genurostris, 2597 nucleotides. RefSeq lists its product as uncharacterized. The coding region runs from base 1575 to 2597 and encodes 340 amino acids. The record is from RefSeq and is a predicted model, not a curated record. NCBI's taxonomy places the organism in Eukaryota, Metazoa, Arthropoda, Insecta, Diptera, Culicidae. The transcript has 5 exons.